Molecule: messenger RNA, 1530 nt
Organism: Clunio marinus
Lineage: Eukaryota; Metazoa; Arthropoda; Insecta; Diptera; Chironomidae
Source: the annotation of a GenBank genome assembly
AUGUUGAUUUCUAAUAAAAUAUCACGUUUUAAUAACUUAUUAAGUGUUAAAUAUCAACAUUUUAAAGUUUUCUCGACUCAAGUGUCUUUUGAAGACGCAAAGUCCUUCAACGAAAUUCCCGGACCAAAAAAUGCGUUUCAAUUCAUGCAAUUGCUUUUACCAGGAGGAAAAUAUUAUAAAAUUUCACCAAGUGAAUUGAUAAAACAAUGGAGAAACAGUUAUGGAACGAUUGCCACAUUACCCGGAUUUUUCGGUGUUCCCAGUCUUGUCAUAACUUAUCUCCCUGACGACAUUGAGAAAGUUUUUCGAACUGAAGGAAAAUUUCCAAAUCGGAGACCUCUGGAAUCGAUUCUUUAUUUUAGAAAACAUGAACGUCCUGAUCUUUAUCCAGCUGGUGCGGGAUUAAUUGUCACACAAGGUCAGGAAUGGUAUGACUUCAGAACUAAAGUCCAACAAAUUAUGAUGCAACCGCGUGCAACAAAAGUUUACAUUCCUGGAAUUGAUGGAGUGGCAUGUGAUUUCAUUAAAAAAAUCAGAGAAAUUCGUGACGAAAACAAUGAAACUCCAGCUGACUUUUGGGAAACUUUAACGUUGUGGGCACUUGAAUCAAUCGGAAUUAUUGCACUUGACACACGUUUAGGUGCAAUGGAUAAUCCCGAAGCAACUAAGAUCACUGAGCUAAUCAAAAUAAUCUUUGAAAACAUUAAUAAAUAUGAUUUUGAACCAUCAAUUUGGAGAUAUUACAAAAUGCCAGGAUUUAAGAGAGCGAUGAAAACUUAUGAGGAGACUAGAAAUGAGCUAAGAAAGUACAUCGACCAAGCAAUUGAACGAUUGGAGAAAAAUCCCACGGCUGAUGAUCACGAGAUGGGAAUUCUGGAAAAGUUGAUAAAAAUUGAUCGAAAUAUUGGAGUGACAAUGGCUGAAGACAUGUUAUUUGCAGGUGUUGACACAACGUCUUCAGCUAUUUCUGCUGUCAUGUAUAAUUUGGCGAAGAACCCUGAAAAGCAAGAAAUUCUUCGGAAAGAAGUUUUUUCAAUUCUGCCAGACAAAAAUUCGAAGCUUUCUGCAUCGUCAUUUAAUAACGCGCCUUAUUUACGAGCUGUCAUGAAGGAAUCACAACGAAUGCAUCCAAUCACAAAUGGUAAUGUCAGACAGCUUGACGUUGAUAUUGUCUUGCAAGGUUAUCGUAUCCCUAAAGGGACGGACAUCUUAGUGACUUCCAACAUGUUGGCAUUAAACGAAGAACAUUUUGAACGAGCUGGUGAAUUUAUUCCUGAGCGCUGGCUGAAGAACAACACAGAAAAAGGCUGUCCAAAUGCUAAGGACUCUCAUCCGUUCACUUAUUUGCCAUUUGGUUUUGGCAGUCGAAUGUGCAUUGGCAGAAGAUUUGCUGAGCUGGAAAUUGAAGUGUUGACAACGAGAUUGUUACGAGAAUUUAAAAUCGAAUGGCAUCAACCCGAUCUUAAGUACAAACUUGUCACUAUCAAUAUUCCUGAAACACCUCUGAAGUAUAAAAUGAUCGACAUUUGA